Molecule: messenger RNA, 1597 nt
Organism: Girardinichthys multiradiatus
Lineage: Eukaryota; Metazoa; Chordata; Actinopteri; Cyprinodontiformes; Goodeidae
Exons: 2
Coding region: 105-839 (244 amino acids)
Molecular function (GO): nucleic acid binding; zinc ion binding
Source: RefSeq, a predicted model, not a curated record
GGAACACUUGUAGUGCAUGGAUUGGAUAUUCUAGCUGACAAAGGUGGAUCUUUCAGCGGAUUGUUCCAGCUCAUCCAUGUCAGCAGCUCCAGGUUCCUUCUAUUAUGAAGAAAAAGCAGCCUUUCAAGACAGAGAGGUUGGUUAAACCUGACAAUGCUGUCCUUAAGGGACUACCCCAACAGGUGAAGGCCAGUAUGGAGGACAUGCUUGGAGCGGACACUGGAACUUGGGAUUGCCAUCUGAUCCAUCACCUGUCCAAAAUAAGAGAGGACCAUAAGAAAGAUGAGGAGGAACUUAAGACCCUGCAGACCCAAUUGCUAAAAAUGCAGUUAGCCAAAGCAAAGCAGAAAGCAGGAGAAAAGAAGAAAGACAACAAAACUCCCAAAAUAAUGUAUGAAGGUGCGGUUUCUCAGGGCCCCCAGACUCCUCCCUUUCCUGGCCAUCAGGACACGAUUGCACCGAGGUCUGCAACCUCUGGUCCUUAUCAUGCCCAACCAGGCCGGUUCAGGGGCAGGGGCGGGCCAAGGGGCCGUGGAUUCCGUGGAGGACCACCAAGGCGAUGGGGGGGUGCUGACGUUUGCUACUACUGUGAGGAGCAGGGUCAUUGGAGCCGAGAAUGUCCAUACAACCUUGAGGCAUAUGGGCGUGGGUUUGGACCCAGAGGAGGUCCAGGGCGACGCCCGUAUCGAGAAUGGGUGGUCCACCACGUGGAGGUCCACAGCAUCAACCUUCAAUUCAGCUGCCAGCCUGGGAUGAACCCAGCUUUGGGCCAGACCACUACUGAGGGCCCCCACAGAACCCCCCGGACAGAGGGACUGAGGACCCCUUACUGUCCGUGACAGUGUAUGGACAAACUCUUCCUUUUUUGGUGGACACUGGGGCCACAUGUUCAACUAUUCAACAAGCCCCUCCUACCACCCUCUCUACAAGGACUACCACUGUCAUGGGGUUUUCUGGGGCUAAACAGGUCCUGCCUUACACCAAGCCCCUAAAAACCGAGAUAGGGAGACAGACUUUAAACCACAGCUAUUUGGUGUCAGCGGACACCCUGUCAACUUAUUGGGCAGAGACAUGUUGAUUAAAAUGGGAGCCACCAUUUUAUGUGGACCUGAUGGACUGUCUGUGCAUCUGCCCAAUGGGACUCAACUAGCCUGUGGCAACAAUUCCCGCCUCUCUCACGGACAGUAGCUCAUACAACCCCUGGCUGACCCUAUGGCUGACAUAUAUUGGGUCCUCCUGCAUCCAGAAACCACAGCGGGCGGAGGCAUCCUCUCGUCUUUCCUUCGGUGGAAAUCCUGGAUCUCGACCCUGGCGCCCUAUGUCUCUCCCCCUGACCCGCCACAUGUCACCCUCUUCUAUGACAGGAAUAACUGUGAGUGUUAUCAGGAAAGCUUUGCUGAGGAGCUGGAGGGGACUUCCUGGGAGAUCGCCACCGCAGACAUUUAUGUAGCCCCUGAAGGUGUCGUAGCCUUGACCACAGCAGCGCUGGAAGAAGCACAUGGACCGGGACAUGCAGGAACUGCACAAAUGAUGAAGAGUCUUGAGCACUGGUGGCAUCCAUACCUGAAACAGACGGUAGGUCAUUGGAUAAGCUCGU